Molecule: messenger RNA, 508 nt
Organism: Mercenaria mercenaria
Lineage: Eukaryota; Metazoa; Mollusca; Bivalvia; Venerida; Veneridae
Product: serine protease inhibitor Cvsi-1-like
Exons: 4
Coding region: 36-398 (120 amino acids)
Source: RefSeq, a predicted model, not a curated record
AGACUAAUAUUAAACCCCAAAAACCAGAUGAAAUCAUGACAUGCGCCCUUCUUAUCUUAUCAGUCAGAUUUGCACGUUCGCAUUUCGCCGGGCAUUUGUACCUCAACAACGCAACAAUGGACACCAAAAUCAUUUUAAUUCUAGCAUUUUGCACUGGCAUCACUGUAGCUAUCGACUGUACAGGCGAUGAUACCACCACGUGUGCAGACGUGGUUUGUGCUACGGGAUUCGUGCCAACGUGUGAACAGAAUAUAUGCACGUGUAAUCCCACACCUGAUCCAUCAGCGUGCUCGAUCGUCAGUGACUGCGACAUAUACUGGCAGUCUCAUCAUUGCAACAAGCACCAUAGAGAGUGUGUUGGAGGUCACUGCCAGUGCGCACAUGGACACGGACGUUAAGACGACUACAUUGACAAUGCACGCCCAGGAUUAUGAAUGAUUGAAACGAAAAUGCAAUUUUAUCAAAUGAUACGUCUUUAAAAUCUAAAAAUAAAGGUAGCAAAUACAGA